Messenger RNA from Frankliniella occidentalis (western flower thrips), 3834 nucleotides. RefSeq names its product chondroadherin. Lineage: Eukaryota; Metazoa; Arthropoda; Insecta; Thysanoptera; Thripidae. The record is from RefSeq and is a predicted model, not a curated record. Gene Ontology annotation, molecular function: protein binding. Gene Ontology annotation, cellular component: plasma membrane. Bases 147 to 1871 code for a protein of 574 amino acids. The transcript has 9 exons.
AGAUUCAAAAAUGAAAGGCUUCUCACGCCGCACCUUUGUCGUUCUGUUAUUGUGGGUGUCAUAAGGUACGCCCCUCCUCGGCCGAGGAGUGUAAAACAGGUGCACGCUGAGGUUAAAAGAGUGCCCUUGUCCAAGCUGUCUGUUUUAUGAUGGAGCUGCUUUGUCCUCAUCUUGUCACGUCAGGUGGGCGCGACGGUUUUUCGGAGGCGGCCGUGCGGCCCGCUGCUGAGGAAAAGUCGUCGGAUGUUAUCGGAGCGGCGCGGCGGUGUUUCACCGUGUCCCGGGGCUGGAGCUUAGAGCAGAGCACAACGCCCGAUAAGGUGAUAAGAGAGCCAUGGUCUAGGCGCCUGCCAAUGACGCGGACCGGCUGGGCCUGGGGCCGGGCGCCCCCCGGGGCCCCGCGGCUGCUGGCCGCGCUGCUGCUGCUGCUCGCGCUGCUCGGCCUCGCCGCGGCCCAGGGCGGCCAGUCCGGCCAAAACAUCUGCCCCGCCGCGGCCGACAUCCAGCCGUGCGGCUGCACCGUCAAGAAGAAUGGGCUGGACAUCCUGUGCGAGACCACCGAGACGCAGCACAUCAACAAGGCCAUGGACGCGCUCAAGCGCCGCGGCAACGCCGUCAUCUUCUACCUCAAGCUGCGCCACAACACGCUGCCGAAGCUGCUCCAGUUUGUCUUCCUCGGCCUCGACAUCCGCCACCUCACCAUCCACAACAGCAGCCUCGCCGUCGUCGAGGAGUCGUCGCUCAGUUCCGUCGGCAAGAAGCUGACACAGUUGGACCUGUCGCAAAAUAUCCUUACCAUGGUGCCCUCGAAGGCGCUGGGCACUCUCCACCAUCUCCUCAUCCUCAAUCUGAACCACAACAAGAUCUCCGCAAUCCAUAACAACGCCUUCAUCGGCCUUGACACCCUCGAGAUACUGACCCUGUACGAAAACAAGAUAGAUGUGGUAGACGCCAACGCCUUCGAAGGGCUGGGCAAGAAAUUAAAGCGACUUAACCUCGGAGGAAAUGGGCUUCGACAAGUUCCUCAAAAAGCUUUAGCCACACUCGAAGUCCUGAGAAAGCUUGAAAUGCAGGAAAAUGAGCUGACCGAGAUAAGAGAAGGUGACUUCGAGGGACUAAGAAAUUUAGACACUUUGAACCUGCAACACAAUCGCCUCAACACUGUUCCUGCGAAAGUGUUUUCACACUUAAAACUUCUAAACUCACUAGAACUGGAAAACAACCAGAUUCGCUUUGUUGAUCCAGAAGCUUUCUCCGGUCUGGAAGAAAAUCUUCAAUACCUCCGACUUGGUGACAACAAGCUGAAUGAUAUUCCGAGUGAUGCCCUUCGACGACUCCACCGCUUGCGACACCUGGACCUGCGCGUCAAUAACAUCACAUUUAUUCCUGACGACGCUUUCUCUGGAUUUGGAGACUCCAUAACAUUCCUCAACCUACAAAAGAACGCCAUACUUGUGCUUCCGGGACUUGCGUUCGAGAACCUCAACUCUCUCGAGACCCUCAACAUGCAGAACAACAAACUGGAACACGUCUCCGAGGAGGUGAUGGAGCCCAUCAUCGACACCGUAACCCACUUCGACCUCUCGGACAAUCCCCUGAUCUGCACCUGCGAUUUGUCAUGGUACCACACUUGGUACAGAAGAGCUGUUGGAAUGGUUGAUGAACCCGCCGCUCAUAAACGGAAAACCAUGUGCUACUUGAACAGCGAACAUCGGGAAUACAAUCUGUUGGCCCUGCCGUUGGAAAAAAUGCAAUGUGUCAGGAAAAACUUGGGGCCAACUUCAGCAGCCUUACAGGUUUACGAGACGCGCGCUGUGAACACUGUUUUUGUGGUAAUGAUAAUCACAUGUGUUCUACUUGCGUUCUUCUAAUGAUAUUCAUGUUCUCUGGAAAAGAUACUUCCAGUAUGUUUGGCGUGGUUCGAAUUAUCCCAAACCAUGGAAAAUGUUGUCAAUUUACCCAGUAGAUUCGAGAAAAGUGCCAUUUUGUGGGUAAAAAUUUUACCUGCACCUAACAAGAUUCGCUGUUAAAUUGUAUUUUCGACAUAAAAAUAUUUGCGAUGUACUUUAGUGCAUUGGUACAUCACACGUUGGAUGAUUGUUUUAAAAGCGUCGUUGAUACUAGCACAUCAACUGUGUGAGAACACGACAAAAAGUUGUUUUGAUUAAUUUGAGUGUUUUUCGGUUAAAGUUAUACUUAAUUAUUAAUUUUAUGCUCGUGUGAUAAAGACGUUACUUAUUCAAUUUAAGCACUUUUGCGGGUGCCGAGUUAUUUAGGAGGACUUAAUAAAUGUCAGAUCUUUCGUAAGAAGGACGUGUUACUUAAAGAAGAAUGAGAGUUCCUCAUUUCUUUUACUUUUAAUUUUGUUGUAAAGAAAACUCGUACUGCUGAGAAAAGUUUUAUAUUUUUAGCAAUGACUCUGAACAUAUCAGCCAUGGGCUAUGCGUUCCUUUUCAAAGACGAUCUAAAUUUUUUAAAUCGACGAUUUAUAACAAGUAACACAUUGAUUUAUGUGUCUUGUGCGCCUUUUUUAACGCAAGUGACCCUUAAAAAUUGGCUAACUCUCUCUUGUUUGAUGUAUUGCAGUCAUUUACACCCACGUUCGUUUGGUAAGAAAGAAGGGUGACAGGGUAUGUAGCCGUGUUGUGUUGGUUGCCUACCCUUCAGAGGGUUCAUACCCAGGCCCUUUACUUAUCAAGAAAGGAUGAUGGCUAAUCUCGUUUUUAAGGCCAUUAGAACAAAUGCCAGUUGUGGCGGCCCGUGCAUUCUUUCCAAUUAUUUUAAUUGAAUGUUUUGAUAAGAAUAACGCAUGUAAAUUUGCCAGUCUUUAUAUUUAAACAUGAUAUUACGUUUACUGCACUGUCUUCUACAUAUCUUAAUGGUGGUUUUAAAAUCUAUGUACCUUAUACGACAUAUCAUAUUUCCCUUGUAUCCCUAUGUAAGUUUCUUCGCAGAAAUUGUACAUGAUCUUUAUAUAUUGUGAUAUAUUGUUGUGAAAGUGGAGUCAGUGUGUUCGUGCCUCAAAUGUUAUAGUAAACUUACAUAUCAUUCUUGUUACAUAUCAAUUUAAUUUUAAAUGUUCAAUCGAACUUUCCUGCGGUGUUAUAUUUCUCAUGUAGCGCAACGCCUUCUCCUUGUUGGAAAUGCGCGUCUGGUUUUAGAGUAAUUUGCCAUACAGCUUUUAAUAGACAUAAUUUUCAUUAAUUGUCGGUGUAUUGUUUAGCGUGGUGUUUCGUAAGUACGUGUUCAAAAAUGUUGAAGCAUAUAUUUUACGUUGUAGAUAUUGCUCUGUGUUUUUUUAGAGUAGUUCCAUUUGAUGUUUAGCUAAGGCACCGUGACCAGUCCUUCGAGGGCGGCACAAGAACCAUUCGAUACAUAUCGGUUUUAUUCGUGCAUUGCCACACUUGCACCGGCACUUGCUCAUCGUGCAAUAUUUUUUUACGAUCUUUUUCCUCGUGUCAGGCCAUCGUUUAUAAGUGUCCUGGGGCAGUUGGCAAUGCCGGAGAAAAACACCCACCUUGCAGCAGUUGGUUUCCUAUCUUGUAUCAUACUACUAACCGCUGCAAGUUAAUUUAGAUUGUUUGAGUACAUAUCAAUAUUUUAAAAAUCUAUAUAUUGUACAUUACUUAUAUAGUGAAUCUACUCGUAUUUUUAAAAUCAUGCGACAUUCAUUGAUAACCAUCUUUUUAUCAUUCCAUCCCCCUCGUCAUAUUUUUUUGUGGUUCCCUAGAACAUCGCCACGUGUAACGAUAUCACAUUUGGAUAAAAUUGUGUUCAUUUUAAUGUGAUUAUCAUUUCGGAUAAAUAAAUUUAAAUCAUUCCAUAUAAGAAAAA